Danio aesculapii is the source of this 1639-nucleotide messenger RNA. It is a transcript of the gene dpf1, whose product is annotated as double PHD fingers 1. The coding region runs from base 103 to 1326 and encodes 407 amino acids. The transcript is spliced from 12 exons. Gene Ontology annotation, cellular component: nBAF complex. The record is from RefSeq and is a predicted model, not a curated record. Gene Ontology annotation, biological process: nervous system development. Lineage: Eukaryota; Metazoa; Chordata; Actinopteri; Cypriniformes; Danionidae.
UCCCGACGGCAUCAGGGAAUAAAAACUACAUUUCCCCGCACUGACCAUCAGUCAGCCGUGCUCCCAUUGGCUGACCGAUCCAGCCGCAGCCCCAGAGAAUGAAUGAAAUUGAAAUUGCUGCUAUAUUACAUGUACAAUACCGGGGAUCUGCAGUCUUACAUUGUAUCAUUCUAUAUCAAAAUGGCCACAGUGGUCCAAAAUCCUCUGAAAUCGCAAUCAAGUGGAACCGUCAUAAAGAACAGCCUUGGUGAAGAGUUUUACCGUGAGGCGAUUGAGCACUGCCGCAGUUAUAAUGCUCGACUUUGUGCCGAACGCUCCAUGCGCCUGCCCUUCCUCGACUCCCAGACAGGUGUAGCGCAGAGUAACUGCUACAUAUGGAUGGAGAAGACUCACCGUGGGCCAGGUGUGGCUCCAGGGCAGCUCUAUACCUAUCCUGCACGCUGCUGGAGGAAGAAGAGACGGUUGAACAUCUUAGAGGAUCCACGUCUUGGACCCAUCGAGUUUAAAAUCGACUAUGAAGCAGCGCUAAAGAAAGAAGGGGGUGUUCCUGACGGUCCCGUCCUGGAGUCACUCCUCAGCGGAGAACUGCUGGAUAAAAAGGUGGAAACAAAGGAAGAGGAACCCAUGAGCGAAUGCCAGAAGCUGCUGAUGGGAGAGUUUCCUCAUGAGCUGGACAUGGAGGAAAUGGAGGAGGACGUUCCCAAACGCAAGAAUCGCACCAAAGGACGGGCAUGUGGUAUUGGUGGGAUGAGAAAGAGACAGGAUCCAGCAUCUCUGGAGGAUCGAGACAAGCCAUAUGUGUGUGACAUUUGUGGGAAGCGCUACAAGAAUCGUCCAGGUUUGAGUUACCAUUACACUCACACACACCUGGCAGAUGAGGAGGGUGAGGAAGACUCUGAACGCCACACACUGCCCUUCCAGCGCAAGAACAACCACAAACCCAAAAAAGCAGCCGAUGGUUCCGUCAUCCCAAACGGAUACUGUGACUUCUGUCUGGGCGGCUCGAAGAAAACUGGCUGUCCCGAAGAUCUCAUCUCCUGUGCGGACUGCGGCCGAUCAGGUCAUCCGUCGUGCCUGCAGUUCACGGUGAACAUGACGGCGGCGGUGCGGACCUACCGCUGGCAGUGCAUCGAGUGUAAAUCCUGCAGUCUGUGCGGCACCUCGGAGAACGAUGAUCAGCUUUUGUUCUGUGAUGAUUGCGACAGAGGGUAUCAUAUGUAUUGUCUAAGCCCCCCUAUGUCGGAGCCUCCUGAGGGGAGCUGGAGUUGCCAUCUGUGUCUGCGGCAGCUAAAGGAAAAAGCAUCCGCCUACAUCACACUAACCUAAUCUCCGUGCCCUACUUCACCCUAGCAGUCUCAUCCUCCUCUAUCCCAUCAUCACCGAUCCAAAGAGACUCCCCAACAUCCACCAGAAGACAACACGCUCCAUCUGUCAAUGCGGGCUGCAAGGAAAAACUAGGGUGCGACUAACAUUUUAGCACGUCAGGUGGGACUCAAGCAGACCUUUUCCUCGCCAGUCCCUCCAAAGAGCUCCUUCCUUCGAGGAUUAUUGCCCGACUCCAUCUUUUGGCGGUUAGACAAGUAGUGCCAAACCGUUUGUCACUGAUGGGACAUUUUGCACGAGUUACAAGGGGACGGAG